Molecule: messenger RNA, 2748 nt
Organism: Cladocopium goreaui
Lineage: Eukaryota; Dinophyceae; Suessiales; Symbiodiniaceae
Source: the annotation of a GenBank genome assembly
GACUGCAAGGGUUCUGCGUCUACAAUGCUUGUGGAGGUGGCACUGGUUCUGGCCUGGGUUGCCUGAUGUUGGAGCGUUUGUCAGUGGAUUACGGCAAAAAGAGCAAGAUCUCCUUCACUGUGUGGUGCUGCCCACAGGUUGCCACAGCAGUUGUCGAACCCUACAACACCGUUCUCUGCGUGCAUUCAUUGUUGGAGCACACGGACGUAACGAUCAUGUACGACAAUGAAGCUCUCUACGAUAUUUGUCGCAGGAACUUGGACAUUGAACGCCCAACUUACACUAAUUUGAACAGGCUGAUUGCCCAGAUUAUCUCGAGCUUGACAGCCUCCCUUCGUUUUGAUGGGGCAUUGAAUGUGGACAUCACCGAGUUCCAAACCAAUUUGGUUCCAUAUCCGCGCAUCCACUUCAUGUUGACCUCCUAUGCUCCAGUCAUCUCCGCGGAGAAGGCAUACCAUGAGCAGCUUUCUGUGGCAGAGAUCACCAUGUCCGUGUUCGAACCAGCCUCGAUGAUGGUGAAGUGUGACCCCCGCCACGGCAAGUACAUGGCUUGCUGCAUGAUGUACCGUGGAGAUGUGGUGCCAAAGGAUGUGAAUGCGGCAGUUGCCACCAUCAAGACCAAGCGAACCAUCCAGUUCGUGGAUUGGUGCCCCACUGGCUUCAAGUGCGGCAUCAACUAUCAACCACCUACUGUGGUUCCUGGAGGUGAUUUGGCCAAAGUCAUGCGUGCCUGCUGCAUGAUAUCAAAUUCCACUGCGAUCGCAGAAGUCUUUUCUCGCAUCGACCACAAGUUCGACCUCAUGUACUCGAAACGUGCCUUUGUGCACCACUAUGUCGGUGAAGGCAUGGAAGAAGGUGAAUUCUCCGAAGCACGUGAGGACUUGGCGGCCUUGGAGAAAGAUUACGAAGAGGUCGGCAUCGAAACUGCAGAGGCAGCCUGGGUUCCGGAAGCUGGGGAGUUCUCACCAGACAUAUUGUGCUGGGAGCUUUUCUGUUUGGGGCACGGCAUCCAACCUGAUGGCCAGAUGCCUUCCGACAAGACCAUCGGCAGGCAGCAGUUAGUACUAGUCAGUCUCAUGACCUUUAUCCUGAGAAGAAGUUGGACAGAGGAACCGACAGUUGUUGAUGAGGUGCGCACGGGCACCUACCGUCAGCUCUUCCAUCCAGAACAGUUGAUUUCCGGAAAAGAAGACGCGGCCAACAACUUUGCACGAGGUCACUAUACCAUUGGCAAAGAGAUUGUGGAUUUGGUCCUGGACAGGAUUCGGAAAUUGGCGGACAACUGCACAGGACUGCAAGGGUUCUGCGUCUACAAUGCUUGUGGAGGUGGCACUGGUUCUGGCCUGGGUUGCCUGAUGUUGGAGCGUUUGUCAGUGGAUUACGGCAAAAAGAGCAAGAUCUCCUUCACUGUGUGGUGCUGCCCACAGGUUGCCACAGCAGUUGUCGAACCCUACAACACCGUUCUCUGCGUGCAUUCAUUGUUGGAGCACACGGACGUAACGAUCAUGUACGACAAUGAAGCUCUCUACGAUAUUUGUCGCAGGAACUUGGACAUUGAACGCCCAACUUACACUAAUUUGAACAGGCUGAUUGCCCAGAUUAUCUCGAGCUUGACCGCCUCCCUUCGUUUUGAUGGGGCAUUGAAUGUGGACAUCACUGAGUUCCAAACGAAUUUGGUUCCAUAUCCGCGCAUCCACUUCAUGUUGACCUCCUAUGCUCCAGUCAUCUCCGCGGAGAAGGCAUACCAUGAGCAGCUUUCUGUGGCAGAGAUCACCAUGUCCGUGUUCGAACCAGCCUCGAUGAUGGUGAAGUGUGCCCCCCGCCACGGCAAGUACAUGGCUUGCUGCAUGAUGUACCGUGGAGAUGUGGUGCCAAAGGAUGUGAAUGCGGCAGUUGCCACCAUCAAGACCAAGCGAACCAUCCAGUUCGUGGAUUGGUGCCCCACUGGCUUCAAGUGCGGCAUCAACUAUCAACCACCUACUGUGGUUCCUGGAGGUGAUUUGGCCAAAGUCAUGCGCGCCUGCUGCAUGAUAUCAAACUCCACUGCGAUCGCAGAAGUCUUUUCUCGCAUCGACCACAAGUUCGACCUCAUGUACUCGAAACGUGCCUUUGUGCACCACUAUGUCGGUGAAGGCAUGGAAGAAGGUGAAUUCUCCGAAGCCCGUGAGGACUUGGCGGCCUUGGAGAAAGAUUACGAAGAGGUCGGCAUCGAAACUGCAGAGGAGAUGAGUUCUGAGUCUCACCCGCGUGAGACGAAGACGGAUAUCCGACCAACAUCCAGAUGUGAUGCGCAGCCGAACUCUGUGCAUUCUGCGCGAGGUGCUGCCAAAAUGAACGCCGAUCCUGAAGGCCACAAAAUCUCACAAGAGGCAGCCCCGGUUCCGGAAGCUGGGGAGUUCUCACCAGACAUAUUGUGCUGGGAGCUUUUCUGUUUGGAGCACGGCAUCCAACCUGAUGGCCAGAUGCCUUCCGACAAGACCAUCGGUGGUGGAGAUGACGCAUUCAAUACGUUCUUCUCCGAAACUGGCGCAGGCAAGCACGUACCCCGGUGUGUGAUGGUCGACUUGGAACCGACAGUUGUUGAUGAGGUGCGCACGGGCACCUACCGUCAGCUCUUCCAUCCAGAACAGUUGAUUUCCGGAAAAGAAGACGCGGCCAACAACUUUGCACGAGGUCACUAUACCAUUGGCAAAGAGAUUGUGGAUUUGGUCCUGGACAGGAUUCGGAAAUUGGCGGACAACUGCACAG